Molecule: messenger RNA, 2214 nt
Organism: Carassius auratus (goldfish)
Lineage: Eukaryota; Metazoa; Chordata; Actinopteri; Cypriniformes; Cyprinidae
Product: UPF0583 protein C15orf59 homolog
Exons: 2
Coding region: 1144-1869 (241 amino acids)
Biological process (GO): inhibitory postsynaptic potential
Cellular component (GO): postsynaptic density
Source: RefSeq, a predicted model, not a curated record
GGAGGGAAGAGUUAUGGAAGAGAGAUCAUAGAGAACGAAUGCGAGUGUUUGAGGGAGAGUGAAUGAGGGAGAGAGAGAGAGAGAGGGAAGGGGGAGGUUUCCUAAGUGCUUGAGCAUCAGUGACUGAUAGAGGACAACACUGCAAGAGAGGUGUUGAGCAUGCAUCCGUCUCUAGUGUUAUCUGAGUGUGCUCAGAUGGGGUAGGAGAUACGCUGCACGGUACGAGGGCACAGUGGGAAGAGCCUGGCAACUCAGCGGAAGCUUUUACAGACAUAUGGAGCAGCAAUAAGUCCAAACGGCAUCAAUUCUGGACCAAAGCCACAAAAGCCAAGAGAAGACAAGCUAUACUGAAAUUCUGGUGUGGGUUAGCUGAACUGGAUGUUCGGUACUCUCUUUGUCUCUGGGUGAUGGUUCUUCAUAGCAGUAUCUGUGGGGAUUGUCUCGGAGAGAAGCAAUUUUGGGCUCGUCCUCCCAGGUGUCACAUCAGAUGUGUUCUUUUUUCUGCCAGCUCGAUUGGCAAUGUGACUUUUUCUUACUAUUCUCAGUGCACUUUUUGGAUACAUAUAUUCUUCACAUCAGAAUCUGAUGGCUCCUACUCUGAAGGCUUUCUCAUCAAGGGAAAACACACUGUAUGGCAUACGUUUUUGAAACAGUGUUGAAACAGAGUUGCAACAGAGGAUGCAUAUGUAGAGAACCGGUAAAAAACUGGCAGAUAUCCCACAUAAGCUGGUAGACUGACUUUUUCUCAAAAUAGAAGCUCAAAAGGGUCUUUCAUUUAUUUGCUAGCUGUCUUUAAGAACAAAGCUUAUUUCAUGCCAAAAAUGAGACCAUUUGAUUUAAUUUUAACAUCAUACAGAAAAGAUCAAAGCUUUGCUGAGAACUGUUUGUUCCAGUGCUGAAACUUUUCCAAUUUUCUUGAUGCCCUCUUUCUUUUUGAAAGCUUUCCUGUUGAAUUUACAGAGAGAUACUAGAUGUUCCUGGACUGAUUUCAAAGUUUCCUAACAACUAUGCAACGAUAUUUGGACCAGAGAGUGGGUCUUUCUUUCAGAUAAGGCCAAACAUCACUGUGGUGGGCUUCAGACAUGAAGCCCGGUGUCCUGUCCCCUUCUGGCUGCUGCUGCUGCUGUCGUCCCCAUGUGAAGGAUGUUUCACAGCACAGCGCUAGGACCAUCUGAACCGAGCCAGAGCCCUGACCGGAGAGCAGAGAUCCGCAGGCACAUUAAGAUGGUCAUGGAACAGCUGGAGGAAGUUCUUGCUGAGCUCAAGGACGUGGCAAAAGAGCUCCGGGAGGUCGUGGCACAAAUUGACAGGUUAACAUCAGAUAUGGACCUCAACUCAGACGAUGACCUGACACUAGUGUGUUGCAGCGAGGACCGUGGUGACCUCUUGCACAAUGAGACAUUAUCCGACAACCACUUACUGCACAUCCCACUGCUAGACACGGUCCGUAACCCAACCACAGCCAAGAAACAAGAGCUCUACCGCAGGAGCUGUGGAGACCUGCCUGCCCUCAAUGGACCAUUAAAGGCCUCAAACAGCCCUAAAGCCUCCUGGCUCUUUGGAUCCGGAGGACGGCUCCAUUAUUACGACAAGACGCUAUAUCACGCGUUGUGCUGCGACGAUGACUAUUACGACGAAGAUAGAGGGGGAAUGAGUUCAUCCAGGCUGUCGUCCAGCGAUUCUGUGUUUUCAUCUUCACCUCCAAGGUUUCUGACGCCCAGAUGCAACCGUAAAACUUACUCCAGCCCGGACUCGAAGAAAAGAGCUCUCCGUAGCUGCAGUACGCAAACUGUGUCCGAUAAAAGCACACAAACUCCCUUCCCAUACAUUCCAGCCAAGCAAAGAGCUUCAAGUGACUACAAGAACUGAAAUAUUCCGCAAGCGUCCCAAAAAGUUAACCCAAAAUGAAACAUCUGCCAUUCAUUUUUCACCCUUAUGCUGCUCUGAAACCAUAUGACUUUCCUUCUUCUGUGGUGAUGCAGAAUGUGCAUUUUUUCUCUCUAGAUGUAAUAGAUGUGAAAAAGAACGGGAUGAGAAGCUGCGAAACAAAAUCGCAACAACAUAAAAAUAGUCCAUAUCACUCAUUAACUAUAAUUAACAUAUUGUGAAUGUAUACUACUGGUCAAAAGUUAGGAGUAAUUACGACUGUUUCAUGUUUUUGAUGAAGUCUCUUCUGCUUACCAAGGAUGCAUUUGAUGUAAAAUACAGUAAGUU